This is a messenger RNA of Pelobates cultripes (western spadefoot toad), 366 nucleotides long. NCBI's taxonomy places the organism in Eukaryota, Metazoa, Chordata, Amphibia, Anura, Pelobatidae. The record is from the annotation of a GenBank genome assembly.
AUGUCAGACCAUCCAGAACCUGCAGUGUCAGCAGAACUAAAGGCCUGGCUUCAAGCUGCAAUUGCAGACACUAUCCCCAUGGCCUUGGCAGCGUUCCGUGAUCAACCAUUAGCGGCCCCUACUGCCACCAUCACUCAGUUGUCUGACUCUGAUGAUUCCAGAGUUUCUGACCAUGACGAAGCCCCACACAAGCGCCCUUGGAAGGGUGACAGUGAUUCUGCUGGCAAAGGCAAAGUCCCAGCAAAGACUGCUAAACUGUCUCAUGCCAAACGCACUUUCAAUAAAGGUUUAACCUUUGGCUAUCAUGGAUGGACGAAUAGAAGUGCAUAUUCAGAUGAGGAUCUCCCACAUAACAAAACAUCAUGA